Oncorhynchus nerka (sockeye salmon) is the source of this 7715-nucleotide messenger RNA. Its product is annotated as calcium homeostasis modulator protein 5-like. The record is from RefSeq and is a predicted model, not a curated record. The transcript is spliced from 2 exons. Lineage: Eukaryota; Metazoa; Chordata; Actinopteri; Salmoniformes; Salmonidae. Gene Ontology annotation, molecular function: monoatomic cation channel activity. Gene Ontology annotation, cellular component: plasma membrane. The coding region runs from base 5750 to 6637 and encodes 295 amino acids.
UUGCACUGUAGACCGACCAUUGCCACAAGUGAACUGCGAUGAACAUCAGCUCUGAAUUGAAUGCAAACUUAGCGUAAUUGUUAGAUUCGUAUCUCUGUGUAAAGCUUAAGUAGUACUAGUCAGAGAUAGGCAGUAUUUCUGUUGCAUGUAUUUGACAUACAUAUUUCAAUUACAUUUGUGUAUUACAGUGGGGCAAAAAAAGUAUUUAGUCAGCCACCAAUUGUGCAAGUUCUCCCACUUAAAAAGAUGAGAGAGGCCUGUAAUUUUCAUCACAGGUACACUUCAACUAUGACAGACAAAAUGAGAGAAAAAAAAUCCCGAAAAUCACAUUGUAGGAUUUUUAAUGAAUUUAUUUGCAAAUUAUGGUGGAAAAUAAGUAUUUGGUCAAUAACAAAAGUUUUUCACAAUACUUUGUUAUAUACCCUUUGUUGGCAAUGACAGAGGUCAAACGUUUUCUGUAAGUCUUCACAAGGUUUUCACACACUGUUGCUGGUAUUUUGGCCCAUUCCUCCAUGCAGAUCUCCUCUAGAGCAGUGAUGUUUUGGGGCUGUUGCUGGCCAACACUGACUUUCAACUCCCUCCAAAGAUUUUCUAUGGGGUUGAGAUCAGGAGACUGGCUAGGCCACUCCAGGCCACUCCAAUGCUUCUUAUGAAGCCACUCCUUCGUUGCCCGGGCGGUGUGUUUGGGAUCAUUGUCAUGCUGAAAGACCCAGCCACUCUCAGGAUUUGGCCAGGGUUGUUCCGGUUUUGGUCACUAGAUGCCCCCAUUGUGCUUUUUGACCCUUUUGUUUUCCCCUUGUUCCCAGUUAUUAUUUGCACCUGUGCCUCGUUUCCCUUGAUUGUAUUUAAACCCUUAGUUCGCCUCAGUUCUUUGCUCUGUGUUUGAAUGUUAGCACCCAGCCCAGUGAUGCUGUGAACAUUUUGUUGCUCCAGUUGGAUGCUCUUGUGGUACUCUGUAUUUGGUUAUUUAUUUUUGAUUAGCUUUUGAGGCUUUUUUCUGCUGUACCUACCACAUUGUGGAUUUACCUUUUUGACUUGGAGGAUUACCUUUGUUCUCUUGGAAUUACUUUUGAUGUUGUGGAUUUUUAUUUUUGCCUGAACCUUCCUUUUACUUUAUUAAAACACUGUCUCAAGUACUGCUGUGUCUGCCUCAUCUUCUGGGUUCUGCCGACUAUUCGUGGCUCAGUUUGCUAAGUGACUCUUUCUCACACCGGAGACCCGGGUUCGUAACCGGGUCCUGACAGCCACGUUUCAUCUUCAAUGCCCUUGCUGAUGGAAGGAGGUUUUCACUCAAAAUCUCACGAUACAUGGCCCCAUUCAUUCUUUCCUUUACACGGAUCAGUCGUCCUGGUCACUUUGCAGAAAAACAGCCCCAAAGCAUGAUGUUUCCACCCCCAUGCUUCACAUUAGGUAUGGUGUUCUUUGGAUGCAACUCAGCAUUCUUUGUCCUCCAAACACGACGAGUUGAAUUUUUACCAAAAGUUAUAUUUUGGUUUCAUCUGACCAUAUGACAUUCUCCCAAUCUUCUUCUGGAUCAUCCAAAUGCUUUAGCAAACUACAGACGGGCCUGGCCAUGUACUGGCUUAAGCAGGGGGACAAGUAUGGCACUGCAGGAUUUGAGUCCCUGGCGGCGUAGUGUGUUACUGAUGGUAGGCUUUGUUACUUUGGUCCCAGCUCUCUGCAGGUCAUUCACUAGAUUCCCCCCGUGUGGUUCUGGGAUUUUUGCUCACCGCUCUUGUGAUCAUUUUGACCCCACGGGAUGAGAUCUUGCGUGGAGCCCCAGAUCGAGGGAGAUUAUCAGUGGUCUUGUAUGUCUUCCAUUUCCUAAUAAUUGCUCCCACAUUUGAUUUCUUCAAACCAAGCUGCUUACCUAUUGCAGAUUCAGUCUUCCCAGCCUGGUGCAGGUCUAUAAUUUUGUUUCUGGUGUCCUUUGACAGCUCUUUGGUCUUGGCCAUAGUGGAGUUUGGAGUGUGACUGUUUGAGGUUGUGGACAGGUGUCUUUUUUAUACUGAUAACAAGUUCAAACAGGUGCCAUUAAUACAGGUAACGAGUGGAGGACAGAGGAGCCUCUGAAAGAAGAAGUUACAGGUCUGUGAGAGCCAGAAAUCUUGCUUGUUUGUAGGUGACCAAAUACUUAUUUUCCACCAUAAUUUGCAAAUAAAUUCAUAAAAAAUCCUUCACUGUGGUUUUCUGGAGAAAAAAAUCUAAUUUUGUCUGUCAUAGUUGAAGUGUACCUAUGAUGAAAAUUACAGGCCUCUCUCAUCUUUUUAAGUUGGAGAACUUGCACAAUUGGUGGCUGACUAAAUACUUUUUUGCCCCACUGUAUAUACAUUUUUAUUUGUAACAAGAUACUUCAGAGAAUGGUAUUUUGUAUUUUCAAAAUAAUAAAAAUACUAUUUUUUCCCCAAAAAAUGUAUAGCGGUUCACAGUUUUGUGUCCCAAUAUCACCCCAAAUUUGCUGCAUUGGUAUCAGAAGUCUUAUGGUGUAAGACCAUGGGAGCUGUUGUUGGAUGAGUGGAAGAACUUGAAAGAAAGUUGAAGCACAAGUAUUCACUUUAAGUAUGAGGAUAAUGCAGUGAAUUUGGUCCUAAAGGGGAUAGUAAACUUGACUUUGAAAGGGAACAAACACACUAUGUUAUUGCCACACUGUCACUGCAUUCACUCUCAUUCAGGAAGUGGAUCCUGUGCCUCGACUUUCUUUCACACACCUUUUCACCUCCUCCAGCACAUCUGAUUACGUCACGCUCACAGUAUUUGAGGUAACGGGGCCACAAAGUCCCGAAGACAAACAUAUAAACUAUAAAGAUAAUUUGGAAAAAUCCAAAUAACUUCACAGAUCUUCAUUGUAAAGGGUUUAAACACUGUUUCUCAUGCUUGUUCAAUGACCCAUAAACAAUUAAUGAACAUGCACCUGUGGAACUUCUUAAGGACGUGGUACCGAGGUGGGAACCACAAUCAGCGGAAAUGUUCAAGAGCGCCACACAUAGAGGUUCAUAAACCUCAAACUUUCAUUAAAAUUGACAUACAAUAUACUGAAUUAAAGCUACACUCGUUGUGAAUCUAUCCACCAAGUCAGAUUUGUAAAAUGCUUUUCGGCGAAAGCAUGAGAAGCUAUUAUCUGAUACCAUGCACCCUCAAAAUACUGCAAUGUCACCUAACACGACAGAUUUUGCGUUAGCCGUCGCAAACCAAAACGCUGAAAUAAAAUAUAAAACAUUCAUUACCUUUGACGAGCUUCUUUCUUGGCACUCCUAGAUGUCCCAUAAACAUCAUUUAGGGUCUUUUUUCGAUUAAAUCGGUCCAUAUAUAGCCUAGAUAUCGAUCUAAGAAUACUGUGUGAUAAACGGAAAAAAAUAGCGUUUCAUAACGUAACGUCAUUUUUUAAAAUUCAAAAAGUCCACGAUAAACUUUCACAAAACACUUCGAAAUACUUUUGUAAUGCAACUUUAGGUAUUAGUACACGUUAAUAAGCGAUAAAAUUCAUCAGGAGGCGAUGUAAAUUCUUUAGCUGUCCGUCUCGAAAACAUGUCCGAAGAGAGCUCGACCAAAACAUCCGGUCGGAGACCGGAGGGAAUGAGUUCCCUUGAUUCGGUUCGACCAAGAAUCAAAGCUGAAUCAAAUGACAAGACUCUAGACAUUGUGUGGAAGCUGUAGGCACUGUAACCUCAGCCCUAUUUAAUUCGGUUCACUUUGAACAAUUCCUUGAAGUCGCGGACGGAUAUAUUUUUCCAUUUUCAGUGAUCAGAUUUCCCUGCACUUUUCGAUGAAACGCACGUUCUGUUAUAGUCACAGCCGUGAUUUAAACAGUUUUAGAAACGUCUGAGUGUUUUCUAUCCACACAUACUAAUCAUAUGCAUAUACUAUAUUCCUGGCAUGAAUAGCAGGGCGCUGAAAUGUUGCGCGAUUUUUAACAAAAAGCUGCGAAAAGCUGCUUGAAUUCUCAACUUCCUUAACAUUAACUUAAGACACUAACAGCUUACAGACGGUAAGCAAUUAAGGUCACAGAUAUGAAACUUAGGACACUAAAGAGGCCUUUCUACUGACUCUGAAAAACACCAGAAGAAGAUGCCCAGGGUCCCUGCUCAUCUGCGUGAACGUGCCUUAGGCAUGCUGCAAGGAGGCAUGAGGACUGCAGAUAUGGCCAGGGCAAUAAAUUACAAUGUCCGUACUGUGAGACGCUUAAGACAGCGCUACAGAGAGACAUGACGGACAGUUGAUCGUCCUCGCAGUGGCAGAUCAUGUGUAACAACACCUGCGCAGGAUCGGUACAUCCGAACAUCACACCUGCGGGACAGGUACAGGAUGGCAACAACAACUGCCGAGUUACACCAGGAACGCACAAUCUCUCCGUCGUUGCUCAGACUGUCCGCAAUGGGCUGAGAGAGGCUGGACUGAGGGCUUGUAGGCCUGUUGUAAGGCAGGUCCUCACCAAACAUCACCGGCAACAACAUCACCUAUGGGUACAAACCCACUGUCGCUGGACCAGACAGGACUGGCAAAAAGUGCUCUUCACUGACGAGUCGCGGUUUUGUCUCGGAUUAGAGUUUAUCGUCGAAGGAAUGAGGGUUACGCCGAGGCCUGUACUCUGGAGCGGGAUCGAUUUGGAGGUGCGCUGCCGUUUGCCUCCUGCGUCUGCAUUUGGGUUUCGCCUUGUGCCCUUAUAGCACUCAGAGGCCUUUUAGGGUAAGGAGACUAUAGCUUCAUCCUAUGUGAAUUGUAGAGCACAGAAACUCAUCACAGGCUUCUAUAGGAAGUGGGAGAGGAAACCCUUCUCUUUACCAACCACUAACUCAGAACACAUGUUUGAUCUGCCCUUUUCUCCUUUUUCUGAAACACUAGUAGGUCUUAUGCAAGUCUAAUGUAAUGUCUAGCUAGCUAUAUGAUUGCCUAUAAAACUGUUGUGCUCCGUGUUAUAUUUCUGGGUAUGCACGACAUGCAUCUACGUGAGCUUGCAUAGCUCAGUAUGAACAUUUUUGCAACUGCUUAUGAAUGCACUGCAGUUUUUGUGCCGAAAUACCACGUUGCGUCGUGUGUGCGGUGUUUUGUGCAUGAAAGGGAAAAAGAGGGCGAGAGAGAGCAAAGAGUGAUUUCAUAUACUGUAUAAUGUUGUAUCUGGGUCAAGCUGUAUGUGCAUUUAAUACAGACAAUAAAUCAUGGUGCUGAAAUCACUGUGCUGAACUGCUCAAAUAACCAUCCAAGUGAAUCUGGUUAAAGUGAAGUUUUUGUUUUUUUGACAGACUGCAUGACCCCGUGGCUGCUUGUCAUAUGACAUCACUCUGAGAGGAUAAAGGCAGCUGCAUGGCCUGAAGUAAAAAACCAGAUCUGCAGGAUCUCAGCCAGUUUAGUCACUUUUGUUUUAUUACCUACGCCUAGGAAAGGAGGGGGGAGUGGGAGAGAAGGAAAUUUAGAAGGAAGAAUCAAGGUGGGGUUUGAGAGUUGGAGAAUACAAUCUCAUUGGAUUAAGAGUUCGGACAAGGGUAGGAAAGAGAGAUAAAGUGAGGAAAAGAGGGAGGAGUUGGUGAGAGAGGAAGAUUGAAAGAGAAAGAACAGGAGGGAGGGAAGGGAGGGGCAGAAAUAGGCUCCGAAGAGCUUCAGUGUGUUUGUGCUCAGACAGCACAGGAAGUGGAGUGAGUGUUGGAGACGCAACCCGUUGCGUCAAAACUAUUUCACUGCCUUAUUUUUCCAUCUUCAUUCUCUGUGCGUUAUUUUGUUUUUUGCUGAGCGUGCGUGAAAACUCCUUGUCGACACCAUGGAUAACUUCCAGACCGUCCUGCGCUUUUUCAUGAACCAGAAGGCCACCAUUGGCUACAGCUUCAUGGCCCUCCUGACCAUCGGGGGAGAGCGGAUCUUCUCCAUGGUCUCCUUCCAGUGCCCCUGCAACCACGACCAGAACUUUGCAUACGGCCUGACCUUCCUGUUGGGCCCAGGCCUGGUGCUUCUGGUGCUGGGUCUUUUCUUCAGCAGCAGGCUGUGGCGCCUCUACACUGGCUGUUGCCUCAACCCCGUUAAGCUCUGCCCCGGUGGCAACUGUUUCACCUGCCUCAAGGUGUUUGUCAAAAUCUUCUUCGGUGCCUGUGUGGCCCCUAUCAUGUGGCUGUGUGUGGCACUGUUGAACGGGACCUUCUACGAGUGUGCUGUCAGUGGGCUGGAUAAUAACCUGGUGCUGGAUAUGUUCUGUAAGAACAGGACUUUGAUGUGCCGGGAGGAGCUGGCCCGUGUGCCCUGCAGCAAGUCCAAGCUGCCCAGUGACUUGAACAUGGAACUGUUGCUUAUGUUCCGGGCUCAGUCACAGAUACUGGGCUGGUGUAUCAUCAUCAUUUCAGCCGUUCUAGGGCUCCUCGGGACCUGCUACACCAACUGCCGCUCGAAGGUGAGCUACCUGCAGCUCACCUUCUGGAAGCACUACGUAGAAAAGGAGAAGGAGCAGUUCGACACAUUCUCUAUGGAGUACGCAUCCAAGCUGGCCGAGAGGAACCUGAAGAGCUUUUUUGAGAACCGUGAACCGGAAAUAUUCCCUUUCCCCAACCACAAGGCCUGGGAGGAGAUCUCAGGCCUCUACACCUUCUCCAAGAGUGAGCAGUACUACAGCACCCUGCAGAGGUAUGUGGAGCGUGAUGACCAGAGACUACUGCCCUGACAAAAGACCAGUCAUGGAGCUGGACCACGGCACAGAGAUGAGCUGAGAGAGCGGUGGAUAAUGGCAUAUAAAUGCAUAUCCAUAUUUCACGAACACUAGAUUGGGACAUUGUUUGACACUUUUUCUAUUGACAGUGUAUGAAUGAUAGUAUAUCCUAUUUGUUUUACCUUUUAUAAAUGACAUGCAGUAUAUACUAUAGGUUUAACUCACAGACUGAGGAGAGGUGUUGUUUCCUGCAUUUCCCCCAAAGCACUGACAUCUACACAGAACACCAUUCAGAAGGUUACUACCAGUGACACGGCAGUUAUUACCAAAGAAUGCAGCCAUUGCAGAAGUGGUGAAACAGCAGGGCUUCUUGUCUGAUGAUUUGAAAAAGUCUCCUCUGCCUCUCUUUGACAUGCCUUUGAGGCAUUUCAUUCACUUUACUGGUCGAUAAUGGUAGGAGAGAUAUUGUAGUUGUAUAGUUUUAAUAUGGAAUUUUGAAUGUAAUAUUGCACCACGAUAGAGUUGUAAACAUGCAAUUUGCUUGAAAUGUUUACACAACUCAAUGCUUAUAGAAUUGUGUCAACUUGAGCACAACCUUAAAGUGUCUUCCUAUGACGGUACAAGUGAAGCAGCUCACUUUAUGUUGCAUGGUAAUUUGAUAACUAGUCUUGUCCAAGCAAUACGUUUUGGUCUGCCAUUACUGCCUUCCUGUUCAGCUAUUAAUGUCAAUAGUAGUCAGUAACUCACAAAUGAAGAGGUAAUAAAUCAUGUAUGACAUCUUCUACAAAAUAUUUAGUGGCCCCUGUUUUGUGGCCCCUCCUCUCCUUUCUAACAUCUGUAAAACCAUGUAAUGUGUAAGCGCUAAAUUAACCUGUACAUAGAACCUUAUUUGUACAUGUUGCAUUAUGCCUGAUUAAACCAUUUCAGGGUGGUGAGUUUGUGUGUAAAACCUGUCCACGUUCCACCGUGUUUGACUAAGGGGAGAAUGCAGCCAUGUCGGUGUAGUUGCAGUGCCUUCAGAAAGUAUACAUACCCCUUGACUUGUUCCACGUGUUGUUGUGUUAAAACCUGAAUAAAACAUUUGUUAAACAGA